Messenger RNA from Theileria orientalis strain Shintoku, 582 nucleotides. RefSeq lists its product as hypothetical. Bases 1 to 582 code for a protein of 193 amino acids. The record is from RefSeq and is a predicted model, not a curated record. The transcript has a single exon. Lineage: Eukaryota; Apicomplexa; Aconoidasida; Piroplasmida; Theileriidae.
AUGAAGCUCAUUUUAAUGUUUAAUUUACUCUUUGUAUUGAAGUUUGUGAAAUCAUACAGUGAUCCAAAUCAUAAAUAUACUAUGCUGCUUUCACUCUUGAGGCCGAAUUGGUCUUUUAAAGAUAGGGGCAUCACCUUAGUUACUCCAAUGUGUGAGGUGCAUAAACGCUAUCCGUAUAACAGGCCUAUUGGCGUCACAGUCUAUGGGCUAACUAGGGAUUUCACUGCUGUAUUAACAGGGUAUGGACUCGACCAGGACAGAACGAAGCCAAGGUCAAAUAAGGGCUAUUUGUAUGGCUGGAAUUCUAGAGUAAAGCCAUCGUACAACGGCAAAGUCAGUUUCCUGUUCUACUCAGACUUUGCUGUUCCAAAGCCUGUCAAGGGGCAAAGUGUUGAGUUUUGCUCCCAUAUAUACUCUCCACCAUUAAAAAUAGGACCCUCUGUCAGGAAAGCUCUCGGUUCCAGCGUUGACGACCCCAAUAGAAACUUUAAUUCUGACGAAAAGCUGGACUUGGUCAUAAGACGUGAAGGCAACCCUCAUUCUAGGAAAAUCGCAAGCUGUUGCUUCUUAACGCACGGAUAG